AGGAGGCGGCUGAGCAGGACCUGAGGGCAUUAGCCUCCUCCAACAAGUGGUGGCCUCGGGCAGCCGUCACCUCCAUCUCCAGGACACCCCUGGACGUGGUGAAGGUCCGCCUGCGCUCUCAGCGCCCUGCUGGGACUGAAGCCUCGCUCCAGACUCUGGACCUCUCCUAAGCCGAAUCGCCCUCCUCCCUCCGAGCCACGGGGCAGGGCCUCCUGUGCCGCAGUGGUGUCCUGGAGCCCCUGCACCUGUCUCCAAAUGGUAUCCGCUGUGCCGCCAGGACCCGCUUCACUGGCACCAUGGGUGCCUUUGUGAAGAUUGUGAGGCACUAGGAUAACUGGGUGAUGAACCUGCCAGCCACCACCGUCUACUUCACUGGCUUACGACAAACUCCAGGCCGUCCUGUGUGACAGAGCCCUGACCUCUGAUCUCUACGCCCUAUUGGGAUGAGGCUCAAUCUUUGUUUCACUUUAUUUCUCAGAAGAGAAUGACAAGAAGCUAUCUCCUGUGGAAUAUGCACUUAUCACUCCUAAUUCACUGAGACGCAGUAGACCCGAAUGAUCUACAGGAGAAGCUUAUAGGUGGAAGGAACUUGCAUCUCUUGGAUGAGACUUUGGACUGUGGACUUUUGCAUUAAUGCUGAAAUGAGUUAAGACUUUGGUGGACUGUUGGGAAGGCAUGAUUGGUUUUGAAAUAUGAAAGCAGCAUCAUUUCAAGAACUUGGACUGAUAUAAAUAAUAAACAUGAAGUCCAGGGGUAGGGCUGGCUGUAAACAUGUUGCAGUAAGAUUUUCAGGAACCUAAGUUCUUCCCAUAAUUGUGAUAUGGUUGUCACAAUUCCGGGCAUCACAGCCUGCAAAGAAUCUCCAGAGCAGAAAGGGGAUCAUGUUUUCUUUUGUCUUUUUUCUUUAAAGAAAGAAAUGAUUUCCUAGAAGUUUGCUGCAGACUUCCUCUGUGUCUCAUUGGAUUUGUUCAUUUUUCCCAUUCUCUAAGAUUCAUGAGAUCCAGUUAAAUGGAUAAGAUCAGGAAGUGAUGGGGUGUGGUAUAAGAUAAUCUGGCAGAUUGCAGACUGUGUUGAAUUAGAACGUGUCUCUCCAUUCCUUCAUGAUGAAUGUUCCCAUUUCAACUGAAGAAUUAUGCUGUUCGAAAGGAUUCUUGCUGUGUUCUUUGACUGCAGCUCUCAGAAAUGAGUGAGGAGAGAGUGACAUACACAGAGACAAAAUUCCCCUUUUCAAAAUGAAAGAACGGAAGACGUUCAGCUCACAAAAGUAAAGGUCCCUCUUCUGUAGGGUUGCUGCAUUUUGCUGGGGGUUCACUUCAGGCCUAUUCAACUGGUUCACUCCCUCGCCUGGAGAUGUCACUCAAGGUGGCUGGAGAACAGCAAAGAUGAGUGCCUGCUCCUUCCUGUGGGAUCUCUGACCUCAAGAGACACCAACCUGACACCAGUAGGAUCACUCCUGUAUAGGGUGUCUGACAACCCCUGCUGGAGGGUCUCACCCAGUUGCGUGGCACAGGGAACAGGACCCAUUUAACGAAGCACUCUGACAGUCCCUUAGUGGAGGGAUGUGCUUCGCUGAGAGGAAACCCACUCAUCUGGACUGCCUCGUUUCCUCAGAACUACCAGGAGGAAAGAGUACAAUCCCUGACAUCACACACUGCAGAGAUGGAUAACCAAGGAGUAAUCUACUCAGACCUGAAUCUGCCCCCAAACCCAAAAAGGCAGCAACGAAAACCUAAAGGCAAUAAAAGCUCCAUUUUAGCAACUGAACAGGAAAUAACCUAUGCGGAAUUAAACCUUCAAAAAGCUUCUCAGGAUUUUCAAGAGAAUGACAAAACCUAUCACUGCAAAGAUUUACCAUCAGCUCCAGAGAAGCUCAUUGUUGGGAUCCUGGGAAUUAUCUGUCUUAUCUUAAUGGCCUCUGUGGUAACGAUAGUUGUUAUUCCCUCUACAUUAAUACAGAGGCACAACAAUUCUUCCCUGAAUACAAGAACUCAGAAAGCACGUCAUUGUGGCCAUUGUGCUGAGGAGUGGAUUACAUAUUCCAACAGUUGUUAUUACAUUGGUAAGGAAAGAAGAACUUGGGAAGAGAGUUUGCUGGCCUGUACUUCAAAGAACUCCGGUCUGCUUUCUAUAGAUAAUGAAGAAGAAAUGAAAUUUCUGUCCAUCAUUUCACCAUCCUCAUGGAUUGGUGUGUUUCGUAACAGCAGUCAUCAUCCAUGGGUGACAAUAAAUGGUUUGGCUUUCAAACAUGAGAUAAAAGACUCAGAUAAUGCUGAACUUAACUGUGCAGUGCUACAAGUAAAUGGACUUAAAUCAGCCCAGUGUGGAUCUUCAAUAAUAUAUCAUUGUAAGCAUAAGCUUUAGAGGUAAAGCGUUUGCAUUUGCAGUGCAUCAGAUAAAUUUUGUAUUUCUUAAAAUAGAAAUAUAUUAUGAUUGCAUAAAUCUUAAAAUGAAUUAUGUUAUUUGCUCUAAUAAGAAAAUUCUAAAUCAAUUAUUGAAAUAGAAUACACACAAUUACUAAAGUACAGACAUCCUAGCAUUUGUGUCGGUCUCAUUUUGCUCAACAUGGUAUUUGUGGUUUUCAGCCUUUCUAAAAGUUGCAUGUUAUGUGAGUCAGCUUAUAGGAAGUACCAAGAACAGUCAAACCCAUGGAGACAGAAAGUAGAAUAGUGGUUGCCAAUGUCUGAGGGAGGUUGAAAUAGGAGAUGACCACUAACUGAUAGAACGUUACUUUGUGUCGUGAUGAAAACUUUCUAAAUUUCAGUAGUGGUGAUGGUUGUAACUCUGCGAAUAUACUAAAUAUCAUUGAUUUUUAAUCAUUUUAAGUGCAUGAAAUGUAUGCUUUGUACACGACACUUCAAUAAAGCUAUCCAGAAAAAAAAAAAA
Pan troglodytes (chimpanzee) is the source of this 2883-nucleotide messenger RNA. It is a transcript of the gene KLRC1, whose product is annotated as killer cell lectin like receptor C1. NCBI's taxonomy places the organism in Eukaryota, Metazoa, Chordata, Mammalia, Primates, Hominidae. The coding region runs from base 1660 to 2361 and encodes 233 amino acids. The record is from RefSeq and is a predicted model, not a curated record. The transcript is spliced from 12 exons. Gene Ontology annotation, biological process: negative regulation of natural killer cell mediated cytotoxicity; stimulatory C-type lectin receptor signaling pathway; positive regulation of natural killer cell mediated cytotoxicity.